UGUGUGCUUUUCGGUUGACGGAUGGCUGCGGGCUGAGAGCGAGCGUGCGGGCGUGAGUGUGUGCUUGCGCGUGUGUGUGCGCGGGGUGCGUGCGCGCGCGGGGCCUGCCCAUUUUCCUCCUCGCCGCAGUCGGCUGGGAGCUGGAGGGCGGGAGAGCGGGAGACGCAGCCGGCCGGCGAGAAGCCGAGGAGGGGCCGAGCGCCCUCCGCCAAGGCGCCCUCGCUCGGUCCGCGCGCGGGCGCCGUCGCUCGGAGGAGCAGGCUGCCUCCCAGCCCCUAAGGGCGGCGCUGCCCGGGCUGCCCCUGGAGGCCCCCGGGCGGGGAUGGUGAGCGGCUGCGGCCGGCCGGCGCACGAGCGGACGCGGCGAGGGCACCAUGGCGCUGGCGGCCCGGAGGGGGCCCCCGGCGCGGCUCGUCCGGCCCGAGCUCUGGCUGCUGCUGUGGGCGGCCGCGUGGCGCCUGGGUGCCACGGCGUGCCCCGCGCUCUGCACCUGCACGGGCGCCACGGUGGACUGCCACGGCACGGGGCUGGCGGCCAUCCCGAAGAACAUCCCGCGGAACACCGAGCGCCUGGAACUCAAUGGCAACAACAUCACUCGGAUCCACAAAAAUGACUUCGUGGGGCUCAAGCAGCUGCGAGUGCUGCAGCUGAUGGAGAACCAGAUUGGAGUGGUGGAACGGGGGGCUUUUGACGACAUGAAGGAGCUGGAGCGGCUACGACUGAACCGGAACCAGCUCCACACGUUGCCAGAACUGCUGUUCCAGAAUAACCAGGCUCUUUCGAGACUGGACCUGAGUGAGAACACAAUCCAGGCCAUCCCCAGAAAAGCUUUUCGUGGAGCUACAGACCUCAAAAAUUUACAGCUGGACAAGAACCAGAUUAGCUGCAUCGAGGAAGGAGCCUUCCGGGCUCUGCGGGGGCUGGAGGUGCUGACCCUGAACAACAACAACAUCACCACCAUCCCUGUGUCCAGCUUCAAUCACAUGCCCAAGCUGCGGACCUUCCGCCUGCACUCCAACCACCUGUUCUGCGACUGCCACCUGGCCUGGCUCUCACAGUGGCUGAGGCAGCGGCCAACCAUCGGGCUCUUCACCCAGUGCUCAGGCCCCGCCAGCCUGCGUGGCCUCAACGUGGCUGAGGUCCAGAAGAGUGAGUUCAGCUGCUCAGGCCAAGGGGAGGCGGGGCGAGUGCCUUCCUGCACCCUUUCCUCUGGCUCCUGCCCGGCCAUGUGCUCCUGCAGCAACGGCAUUGUGGACUGUCGCGGCAAAGGCCUCACUGCCAUCCCCGCCAACCUGCCUGAGACCAUGACGGAGAUCCGCCUGGAGCUCAAUGGGAUUAAGUCCAUCCCCCCAGGAGCCUUCUCUCCCUACAGAAAGCUGCGGAGGAUAGACCUGAGCAACAACCAGAUUGCAGAAAUCGCGCCCGAUGCCUUCCAGGGCCUCCGCUCCCUGAACUCGCUGGUCCUGUAUGGGAACAAGAUCACAGACCUCCCCCGGGGUGUGUUUGGAGGCUUGUACACCCUACAGCUCCUGCUCUUGAAUGCCAACAAGAUCAACUGUGUCCGGCCCGAUGCCUUCCAGGAUCUGCAGAACCUCUCACUUCUCUCCCUGUAUGACAACAAGAUCCAGAGCCUUGCCAAGGGCACCUUCACCUCCCUGAGGGCUAUCCAAACCCUGCAUCUGGCCCAGAACCCUUUCAUCUGUGACUGUAACCUCAAGUGGCUGGCGGACUUCCUGCGCACCAACCCCAUCGAGACGAGCGGGGCCCGCUGCGCCAGCCCUCGACGCCUUGCCAACAAGCGCAUCGGGCAGAUCAAGAGCAAGAAGUUCCGGUGCUCAGCCAAAGAGCAGUACUUCAUUCCAGGCACAGAGGACUACCAGCUGAACAGCGAGUGCAACAGCGAUGCGGUCUGUCCCCACAAGUGCCGCUGUGAGGCCAGCCUGGCCGAGUGCUCCAGCCUGAAGCUCACCAAGAUCCCAGAGCGCAUCCCCCAAUCCACGGCUGAGCUACGAUUAAACAACAAUGAGAUUUCCAUCCUGGAGGCCACUGGGAUAUUUAAAAAACUCACUCAUCUGAAGAAGAUCAAUCUGAGCAACAACAAGGUGUCGGAAAUCGAAGAUGGGGCCUUCGAGGGCGCCGCCUCUGUGAGCGAGCUGCACCUGACGGCCAACCAGCUGGAGUCCAUCCGGAGCGGCAUGUUCCGAGGCCUGGACGGCUUGAGGACCCUGAUGCUGAGGAACAACCGUAUUAGCUGCAUCCACAACGACAGCUUCACAGGCCUGCGCAACGUCCGCCUCCUCUCGCUCUAUGACAACCAGAUCGCCACCAUCUCCCCCGGGGCCUUCGACACCCUGCAGGCCCUGUCCACGCUAAACCUCCUGGCCAACCCUUUCAACUGCAACUGCCAGCUGGCCUGGCUUGGCGACUGGCUGCGGAGGAGGAAGAUCGUGACAGGGAACCCACGGUGCCAGAACCCAGAUUUCUUGAGGCAGAUCCCCCUGCAGGACGUGGCCUUCCCUGACUUCAGGUGCGAGGAAGGCCAGGAAGAGGGGAGCUGCCUGCCCCGCCCACAGUGCCCCCAGGAAUGUGCCUGCCUGGACACCGUGGUCCGAUGCAGCAACAAGCACCUCCAGGUCCUGCCCAAGGGCAUCCCCAAGAAUGUCACAGAACUCUACUUGGACGGGAACCAGUUCACACUGGUUCCGGGAGAGCUGUCCACCUUCAAGUACCUGCAGCUUGUGGACUUGAGUAACAACAAGAUCAGCUCCUUAAGCAAUUCCUCCUUCACCAACAUGAGCCAGCUGACCACUCUGAUCCUCAGCUACAAUGCCCUCCAGUGUAUCCCUCCUCUGGCCUUCCAGGGGCUGCGCUCCCUGCGUCUGCUGUCCCUGCACGGCAAUGACAUCUCCACCCUCCGAGAGGGCAUCUUCACAGACGUGACCUCCCUGUCUCACCUGGCCAUUGGCGCCAACCCUCUGUACUGUGACUGCCAUCUCCGCUGGCUGUCCAGCUGGGUGAAGACAGGCUAUAAGGAGCCAGGCAUUGCCCGCUGUGUGGGGCCCCCAGACAUGGAGGGCAAGCUGCUCCUCACCACACCUGCCAAGAAGUUUGAAUGCCAAGGUCCCCCCACCCUGGCUGUCCAGGCCAAGUGCGAUCCCUGCUUAUCCAGCCCGUGCCGGAACCAGGGCACCUGCCAUAACGACCCCCUGGAGGUGUACAGGUGUGUCUGCUCCAGUGGCUAUAAGGGCCGAGACUGCGAAGUAUCCCUGGAUGGCUGUUCCAGCAGCCCCUGUGGAAAUGGAGGGACCUGCCGCCCACAGGAGGGCGGGGACGCCGGGUUCAUGUGUUCCUGUCCUGCCGGCUUUGAAGGCCCAACCUGUGAGGUGAAUACGGAUGACUGUGUGGAGCACACAUGCGCCAAUGGGGGUAUCUGUGUGGAUGGUGUGGGCAACUACACCUGCCAGUGCCCCCUACAGUACACGGGAAGGGGCUGUGAGCAGCUGGUGGACUUCUGCUCCUCAGAUUUGAACCCGUGUCAGCACGAGGCCCAGUGUGUGGGUACUCCAGAUGGGCCCAGGUGUGAGUGUGCACCAGGUUACGUGGGUGACAACUGCAGUGAGAACCAGGAUGACUGCAGGGAUCACCGCUGCCAGCAUGGGGCCCAGUGUGUGGAUGAAGUCAACAGCUACUCCUGCCUCUGUGCUGAGGGCUACAGCGGGCAGUUCUGUGAGGCCCCUCCCCGCCCUCCUGCCCCCAGAAGCCCCUGCGAGGGGACCGAGUGCCAGAAUGGGGCCAACUGUGUGGACCAGGGUGGUGGGCCUGUGUGCCAGUGCCUCCCAGGCUUCGGCGGCCCCGAGUGUGAGAAGUUGCUCAGUGUCAACUUUGUGGAUCGGGACACCUACCUGCAGUUCACUGACCUGCAGAAUUGGCCCCGGGCCAACAUCACGCUGCAGGUCUCCACGGCAGAGGACAACGGGAUCUUGCUGUACAAUGGAGACAAUGACCACAUGGCAGUGGAGCUGUACCAGGGUCACGUGCGUGUCAGCUAUGACCCGGGCAGCUACCCCAGCUCGGCCAUCUACAGUGCCGAGACGAUCAAUGAUGGACAGUUCCACACCGUUGAGCUGGUCACCUUUGACCAGAUGGUGAAUCUCUCCAUCGAUGGAGGCAGUCCCAUGACCAUGGACAAUUUUGGCAAACACUACACACUAAACAGCGAAGCUCCCCUCUACGUGGGAGGGAUGCCAGUGGACGUGAACUCAGCCGCCUUCCGCCUGUGGCAGAUCCUCAACGGCACCAGCUUCCACGGUUGCAUCCGAAACCUAUACAUCAACAAUGAGCUGCAGGACUUCACUAAGACGCGGAUGAAGCCAGGCGUGGUGCCAGGCUGUGAGCCCUGCCGAAAGCUCUACUGCCUGCAUGGCAUCUGCCAGCCCAAUGCCACCCCGGGGCCUGUGUGCCAUUGUGAGGCCGGCUGGGGGGGCCUACACUGUGACCAGCCAGCUGAUGGCCCCUGCCAUGGCCACAAGUGUGUCCACGGGAAAUGUGUGCCCCUCGACGCUCUUUCCUACAGCUGCCAGUGCCAGGAUGGGUACUCGGGGGCUUUGUGCAACCAGGCGAGGGCACCUGCAGAUCCUUGUGGGGGCCUGCAGUGCCUACAUGGCCACUGCCAGGUCUUGGCCACCAAGGGGGCACACUGUGUGUGUGACCCCGGUUUUUCGGGCGAGCUGUGUGAGCAAGAGUCCGAGUGCCGGGGGGACCCUGUCCGGGACUUUCACCAGGUCCAGAGGGGCUAUGCCAUCUGCCAGACCACGCGCCCGCUGUCGUGGGUGGAGUGCCGGGGCUCCUGCCCAGGUCAGGGCUGCUGCCAGGGCCUGCGGCUGAAGCGGAGGAAGUUCACCUUUGAGUGCAGCGACGGGACCUCUUUUGCCGAGGAGGUGGAGAAGCCCACCAAGUGUGGCUGCGCCGUCUGCGCCUAGCGCCUGGCUGGACGGGGAGGGGUGAGGCGGGCAAGGGGGCCUGCAGCCGGGUCGGUGCGGCCGCGUAGCUGCUCCUGGGCGGCGCGGCGUGCGGUGGGAGGGCUGGGCCGACCUCCCGGAGCGCCGGCGCUGGGGGCGGGGCGGGGCCCGGGCUGCAGGCCGCUCUCCCUCCCGAAGUGCCUUGCACAAAUAGGCGCUUAAUAAAUAUUUGUUGAAUGAAUGUGUGCUUGAGGUCAGGCCAAGAAGUGCAGAAUGGUGACACCCCCUGCUUGCCCACUACUUGGGUCUGAAGGAGGGACUGGCCCCUUCCCAAACCAGCUUUUCCCUGGCUGCAGAAGCUCCUUAUCCCCCUGCAGUUGAUCUUGAAGCCUCCCCUGGGGCAGCCAGCCUGACUCUGCUCUGUAUGCUGCCGUAGCAUCUGCUAGCAGUAGGCCAGGCUGCUGAGGGGACGGCCCCUCCUGCUGGCCAGGAAGGGGCUGACCCUUACCCCCUGGGCUGAACAGCACAGCAGCCACUGCUUGAUGGGGAAUGAGGCUGGAGAGAGAGGUGAGUCUUAGGACCAGAACUCUGAAUCCUGAAGUUAUGGGUUGACCAUUGUCGCUUCAAGGAAGGGUCUCUCAGGUGGAGGAAAUGCCCACUGGGUCUAUUUGGGGUGGUGACAAACCAGAGAGGAUGGUGUGGGAUGGGAGGGGGGAGGUUGGUUCUUGAUUCCAGCUGAAUAAUCACCAAAGGGGCAUUUGUCCUUGGCUAUCCCAGCCCAUACCUGGCCACAAGAUACUGGCAAGCCAUUGGCAGGGGUACAGGAUCAAGGGGGUUUGAACUAGGCUGCUUAGCCAGGGAGGGGUCUCCUCCCAGGGAGACUGGGUUCAGAUCCUUUCACGGCAUAGACCAGUAGGGAGCAGCCAUCCAGGCACCAGGAAACCCCUGCUGCCUCUGUCACUCUGGGCAAACUUCUUCCCCACCGGCCUCCGUCUCCUCAUCAGCUAUCAAAUGUGAAGUGGCUUGACUGAACAUACGUAUAAGCAAUGCAGACCCUCCCACUGUGGCUCCAGAAGGGAGGCUGGAGGAGUUAGAGGAUCCAUUUUCAUUAAUCACAUCAACAAGUAUUUAUGUGCCUAACUGGGCUGGGUACUGUGGGUGUUCUGCUCAUGUGGACAGACAUGAACUAAUCGUAGAGCAUCACAGGAGUAACCAGGAUGCCUGGGAAGAGAUGAGCCGAGGGCUCCAACCACAGACACUGGUCCAGACUAGAGCUGCUCACCCUAGGCAUUUGCAAGGAAGGACUCUAUUUGAAGAGUCAUUGAGUAUGUGGCCAUGUGACUACAAAUGCUUCUUUUUCCAUGCAGAAUGAAAACAUGGAAAGCUUAUAUUUGAGCUUAAGUAGCGAACUGGCUAGACGGUCCUGCCCAGAUGUCUCCCCAAAAGUGUGUGCCCCUAGGGGAUCCCAGUGGGUAAGAGGAGUGAGCAUAUCUCUUUCCUGGCCCUUUCUAUCUCCAAACAGAAGACAGGGUUGGGGGAGCAGGCUGUGGUGUGACUGAGGUGGUAUUGUGCCUGUAUCCUCAGCCACUAUGGACACUGGGAGGAGGGACCUCUUGAUGCUGAGCAGUAGAGGGCUGGAGCCUCUUACAACUGAGGAAGCCUGGCAUGUUCCACUACACUGGGACUUGGGCCAGUGAGUUUGAGUCCUGGAACUCCUGUAAUGUGAAGGUGAUCUUGCCCUGCCCAACUGCAGAGGUGUUUUUAUGGCUGGAUCUGUUCUUCACCAGGGAUUGGGCCCUACUGUAGUUCUGAGCAAGGCCACAGUGCCUGUCCCCUCUAUGGACAGCAGCCUGGGCCUUGAGAGGCUUCUCAUAGGGCUGCACAGCAUCCCUCUCUUACCUAUAGUUUGCAGGCCACUGGGGGACCCUGGAGAGCAGCUCUAGCACUAGCUCUAGCACUAUUUCUGCUAGGCAGGUGCUGAACUACUGAGGAAAGCUCAAGCACAGCUGGCUCACCUCUUCCAUGGAAGAGAGGUAUUCUGGGACCACGAGCCAUACUCCUUUGGCCAUCACCUUUCCCCACUGCCCUGGAAUAGAAGUGGCUCCCUGAGCUUGCAGGGCACUGACAGGCAGCAGCAGAUUGGGUGAUGGCUGCCAGGAGUCCUGUACUCCCAGCGCCAUGGGGUUGGGAGGGCAGAGUACGGGGUGUUUGUACACAGGGAGUACCCUCUGAGCUGGCCACUGCCCCCACCGACCCCUCCACAACAUCCCACAUCCCAGCCUGCCCCAUGCUCACCCUUGGUCAAGCCGGAAGAUUGGGAUUCACCACAAGAGUAAGGGCAGCAAGGGGCUAUGUGUCCCAGGAUCAACACUGCCUCAAGUUAACCACCAACCUGCAAGCUGCUAAGGAACUGGAUCACCACUCAUCUUGCCUGUUCACAUUUAGGCCCAGGAGAAGGCUCUGGUGAACUCAUCUCUGAUAAAUCAUCUCCGUAUCUUGUCACCCCUUCAGUAAAGACCUUCCUUAGCUUUGAUGUCUCCACUGGCUCUCUCCAUCGAACAUGCACUGAAGAGACACAAGCAGGGCAAGUCAGGAGGCUGCUGCUGCCACUGCUGGCAACCACGGCCCCGGGCUCCCUGUGAAGGUGUCAGGAAAUGGAAAAGGCCAGACUCAUCUCCUUUUUGCCUGCUAUUAGCCUAACCGUGAAAGUAUCUCUUUAUACGGAAUACUUAACAGAUUCUAAUAUAUAUUUGUAUUUCAUUUUGUUAUAGUAUUUUUAUAUGUUAAAGUCAAUAUCCGGUGUCUCAUUUUGCUUUUCAGAUGUGGUGUGGUUAUGACAUUUUGUUUAGGGGUUUCUGUAGUCUUGUCUGGAUCACUCUUUUAGAGAGACUGGUUUAGAACAGGCCCGUGAGGGAGCCACACCUGCCCUUUCCCUAGAAUUGUUCUAGAACGUGUUGGAUAUUAUCUGUUGUUCUCCAUGUGAACAUGACAUUGUUUUGCUCAGGUUCUGCCUUGUGGAUCUCUUUUUCUGCACCAAGGAUCACUUUUUCAGCACCCAUGGCUGCUGACAUGCCCCCCCUCCCAGGGUUUGAGGGUUUCUGAGCUGUCCACACUCUGGCCACAAUUCAGGGAUGGCUCUUAGAGGCAGCACAUGUAGAACAUCUUCCCUUGGAACGCUCUGAUCCUUCUGAAGUGGCAAAGGAGGUGGGUUCCUCCUGGAGAAAGGGGAAGUCUCGGAGGAUAUAGCUUGGUCAUAACUCCCUGGGGAUGUCAGGGCAGGGGCAGACCCUCACAUGGCAUAGCACACAUGGAGAUCUGGGGAGGCUGCUUAGCUUCAUUUCCCUUCAAGUGUCUGCAGCUACACCCAAAUUUUGUGUUUGUAGACAGAGCCGCAACCACAUUUAACCUGGCUCUGAGGUUUCAGUUCAUCAGGGCAACAGACCAGAAAGCAGUGGGGCUUCUCAAACUGUCCUGUAAGGUUAACCUGUCCCCAGUACAGUUGGUUCAUAGGGAUCAGUGGAGAAAAAAGGCAAAUAUACUUCUAUAGUAGUUCUGCUACAAUUUCAGACUGCAAAAUUGCUCUUGGGAGUCUUCCAGGAUGCAUGACCUGAGCAUCUAUGUGAGAUGAGGCCAGGCCCUGGCAGUCAGGCUGGGCAAGGUCCCUACUACCAACGGGACCCAGCUGGCCCUCCUCUGAUGCCAGUACUACAGACUGAUUUCCCACUAGAUCAUGAUGAUGUUUGCCUAGGUCAUACCUUAACAGCACAUGGUCACCUUGAAAGGGGGGGGCAGUGAUGGUAACCGCAAUGCCAGCAAAGCAAUUAGGGGUUUAGUAGGAAAUAUAAUGAACCAGUACAGGGGAGAAAAUGGUUUUAAAAUAGGGAUUGUGGGGCAGCCCAGGUGGCUUAGCGGUUUAGUGCCGCCUUCAGCCCAGGGCGUGAUCCUGGAGGCCUGGGGUCGAGUCUCACGUCGGGCUCCCUGC
Nyctereutes procyonoides (raccoon dog) is the source of this 8940-nucleotide messenger RNA. It is a transcript of the gene SLIT1, whose product is annotated as slit guidance ligand 1. The record is from RefSeq and is a predicted model, not a curated record. Gene Ontology annotation, biological process: negative chemotaxis; axon guidance. Gene Ontology annotation, molecular function: Roundabout binding; heparin binding; calcium ion binding. The transcript is spliced from 37 exons. The coding region runs from base 375 to 4979 and encodes 1534 amino acids. Lineage: Eukaryota; Metazoa; Chordata; Mammalia; Carnivora; Canidae.